This is a messenger RNA of Bursaphelenchus xylophilus (pine wood nematode), 393 nucleotides long. The record is from the annotation of a GenBank genome assembly. Lineage: Eukaryota; Metazoa; Nematoda; Chromadorea; Rhabditida; Aphelenchoididae.
AUGCAAAUUUCGAUCCAAAGGGCCUAUAAAGGCCCCCAAAGCGGCGAGAAGCCACAGAUCAUGGCGAAGUGUUAUAGUUGUGGGGGGUCACUCAAGUGCCCGAAACCAUCGUGCCAACACAAGCGAAGGAAGGCGACACCAAAGAAGCUCACCACCAAUGGACUGUUGGAGGCAUUGGUAGCGAUGGCCAACCGGAGACUCCAAGACAAGCCCCACAAAUCCGCACCAUCUGCUCCCGGACAAGGCACCCGCCUCCAUUCCCGGGUCCUCCAAGGAACACCAACCGCAGCCUGGCACCUCUCAACAAGAACCCAUGGACGAGGGAGAGAUCACCGACCACCUUUUGAUAAGUUGACCCCAGAAGAGAUCGAAAAACUCCUCCGCCAUACUUAG